UGUCGAGUUUUACAGCGGCUAGGAUCAGCCUAUCCACUCCGCAGCUGAAAGUGCUGUAAUAACCGAAGUCUCAGUGAACGGAGGAGAGGGAGGGGGGACUCAAUGGGGAGACAAUGAUACAGACUCAUCCGCGUAACUAGACACCAGUUCAGUUCAUUGUAGAAGAGCGCAGCCAGACCAAACCCAUUCAGUUAUAACUACAAAGGAGUCGAGAGGGAGACAACCGAAGUGUUCAACGUAGGGUGGCGGCGAGGAAAGGGACAAGAAAUACAGACGGCUUCCGAGCUGCACGGGCAAUACACCCGGUGUCCCGAAUUCUCUGCGAUUCUUGGCAUCUGCCUUUUUGGCUAAAUUACGGAUUUAUAUUUGGGUGAAGUCGGGUCGGGGAUAGUCAUAAACAGCCCUAUCCUUCACAAUGAAGAAAAACAAUUCAUCAAAACGGGGCCUGCAGGAGACAAAUCAACACCCCACGCAGCCAGACAAAAUCGGUUGGAUUCGCAAGUUCUGUGGCAAGGGGAUUUUUAGGGAGAUCUGGAAAAAUCGUUUUGUUAUACUCAAAGGGGACCAACUUUACAUCUCAGAGAAAGAGGUAAAGGAUGAGAAGAAGAUCCAGGAGGUGGUUGACCUAACGGAUUACGAGCGCUCCGAGGAGCUGCGAAAGGCCAAGAGCCGCAGCAAGAAAAACCACAGCAAGUUCACACUGCUGCGCUCCCGAACGCCAGGAAACACCGUCUCCAACCUAGUGUUCCUGGCUGUUAGUCCAGAGGAGAAGGAGUCCUGGAUAAAUGCCUUAAAUGGAGCCAUAACUAGAGCCAAGAACCGCAUCCUGGAUGAAAAAUCGAGACUCAUCAGACCAGGCAACAAUCUUCCAGUCUUCAACUGUCCAAUUUUGGUGACGGUUGAGGAUGAGAACCUUCUAUCCCACCUUACGCGGGACCGGGCUAAGAUCCCUCACACGCGGCGUCUGCCUACACGAGGACACCUCAUGGCUGUGGCAUCCACUUCCACCUCCGACGGCAUGCUGACCCUUGACCUGAUCCAGGAGGAGGACGGCCCCAGCACCGAUGGUCAGGACUGUGAGAGCUUCCGGGUCGACUCAGAUAAAUCCGGCCAGGUCGGCCCUGACUGCAUCAGGUCCAAAACAGAGAGCGCCAUCAGUAAUAUCCGCCUAGCGGCCCCCGCAGAGGCUGCUGGGAAGUCCCAGAGCCUGCCGCGCGAGACUGGCGUGGCCUGCGACGGUGAACAGCAUCUUCAGAGCCCCGUGGGGAAGUGCUGCACACCUCAGCCAGGCAAGAGGCUCACGCCGGCUGAGAAAAACCGUUGCGCUUCCAUGGACGAGAUCCUCUCACACUCCGAGACGCGGGCGACUAAACCCAGGGCGGCUAUUCCCCGCUCAGCGGCCUCCGCACCCCCGGGAAAUGUGCCGCCAAUAAGCCAAUUGCAGGACCUCAUUGCCCAGAAACUGGAAAGAACUCAGGAGCUGCUGACGGAGGUGCGCGGGGCACAGGGGGAGGAGAAUGAGCGCGGGAAAGGGAAAGGGAAGGACUCGCCAGUCAACAGGGGCUCCAAGGGUUGCUCCGAAGGGGGCCGGGCAGAGGUGGAGAGGCUGUUGAAGGAGGCAGCAGCUACGUGGGGCCAGGCCAAGGAGGUGCUGGACGAGGUGAAGGAGCUGAGGGCACUCUACCGGCAGCUGGAUUCCCAGCCCACCGCGUGCGCCUCCCUCUCGCCCCUCAGCCCCUCUAGCAGCGGCAAGCAGACUCACUACAGGAAGAGCAUGAUGUGACCGUCAGAGUACGGAUCGGACUCCACCUUGAAUCCCUCAGCAAAAAAAAAGAAAGACCUAAACAUGCAAAGCCACAAUAUUGUAAAAGAUGUCUGUGUCUCCCGUUCUGUUUCUUUUCACUUUAUUGAUGUUGUGACAAAGUGAGGACAUUUAUUUGCCUGACAACAUCCCCUGUUGUUGACCACUGUGCCCUUACAAGAAAGAGGUCCAGGGUCGGAUUUGCUUCACAGUCUCAAUGUUUUCCGCAACAUUGGUUGUAAAAGAGGGGAUGUUCCCCACGUCAGGUCUGAGCAGGGAAUCAGAAGGGCUCUCCUCGCCAGGGUUAGACACACGCUGGUCAAGAAUAACUUUUGAUCCGAUGCAACACAGUGCCCGGCGGAUUGAGAAUAUGAAUGUUUUCCUUUUUUCGGUUACAUAACACACUGGAAGGUGGGUCUGAGCCAGCAGAUUCCCAUAGAGCCCCACUCUAAAAGUAGUCAGGACAGUAACACCAGCGCCCAUGGCUGCUGAGGAAAUGGAGCUCAGUAAAGCCCUCAUCUCUGCUGGCCCGUCAUUAUUAACCGGGACAGGGAUGGGACGGAGGGGGGGGGUCACAUAUUAGGAACUCACUGGCCUUCCGUCUUCAUUGCCACUGCAGCCAAUAAGUACAUAAUUGCACUAUAAAGGAAGGCUGUGAAACAAGAUAAAACUGGCGGGCGUAAACUGGAGGGAUCGGAGCUGGCGUAUCACUCCGUUCUGCACCUUUUUCUCUGACAAUCUACUGUGUAUGAAAACCACGGUCCCGCAUUUAACACCACACCUUAGGGAGGGGCUGGAUUACUGCUUAAAAAAAAUCGUAGCUCCUCAUCGAUAUAAUCAUUGUAAACAGGGGUGUCGGCAAACACACCACUCCGACUAGUGAGCUGUGAGCCUAGCACUUGGCCUCAGACCUGGCUGUUGCGCCUGGAGUCGUGCAGGGUUUACGGUGGAGAAUGGAGAUAUGCAACGUAGCAGGCAUGCACACAACCACAAAUACAGGGAUAGAGAGGUAUGGUAAUAGAGCCACUGGACUGCAGCGCCUGACCAGAACACCCAGCGCGUCCUGCCCAAGCACCCCGUAUUUGGUUUCUGGUCUAUAGCUACGUAUGUUCAGCAGUGCUGGGGUAGCGGUUUGCUGUGGACUGUCAGACCAACUAACAGUAUUAUGGUGUUAUCGUCAUUGUUUGUCAUUUUUAUUUGUAAUAUGCUUUUAUAGGACUAUUUAAGGCAACCUUUUUAGAAGGAAGUGGGCAGGGUAUUUUUGAACGUUCGAGGUUUCACCUCUGCAUUUCUUUUUUUACUCUGUUCAACCACUACGACCCAAUAACAGAAGUCAUGUAAAGAUUUUCACGUCCAGUCUUUUAAAGAUUUUAUGAUGAACGCAAAAGAGGGUGAGGGGAGAAAGGUAUGUGGAAAAAGAAACAAGACAACAGGAAUCCAAUAUUUCCCCAGAAAAAAAUAUAACCUUGUCAGACAGAUGUUAUAUUUUCCUGUUGUUCUAUCAGUGUUGGCGUCAUUGUAUUUUUGUCUGGGCUGAAGUACUGUCUCGUGAGGCUGAACUUGAAACCAAAUGCUUGUGCUUUUCUGAAGAAAUGUCCCCCACCCUGGAUGCACUGUACAUACUCUUUGCAUUUGUAAUCAUCUCAAAGGUUGUUGCUGUAUUUUCUUAUUGCGUUACAUUAUGAUGAAAACGGAAGUAGCUUUGCUUUGCACUGAAGUUCCUCACUUCUGAACCCUCAAAGUUCUUGAGACACAACCAUUUGUGCAAUUAUAACAAUCAGCCUCAUUCAGCUACUGUUGUUCUAUAUUGAAUGUUUGCUUUUUUUAAUUCAAAACCUAGUCGAUAAUUGUAAGAAAUGUGAUUUUGUAUGUCCUUUGAGAAGAAUGCCCCUCCGAUGCCCCUCAAGCUCUGGAAUAUAGAGGUUUUUCAUAGUAAAUGCUGAGGUAUAAAGUGAUUGAUCCAAUUUUAUUUUUUUAUGGCAGCAAUAAUACCAUUGUGAAGCUAUGCCAAAGAUGGCUGUACAAGGUAACAAAACUGUUGAAAAGCUACAUGUUGUGUAAAAUUGUUGGUUGAAUUCAUAAAAUCCAACAGAAUCACAAACACAAAAUGAACCUAACCUCCUCUAAAUCUGGCUUUGCACUGUAUUCUGGGAUCACAUCUGUGGAUAUAAGUAGCAAAAUCCAGCCAACAUUGCCCACACAUGGUCACAAGAUUCAUAACAUCCAAUCAUGACUGAAGUGUUAACCAGUGUUGUUCUUCCUGUAAGGUGAAAUGUAUUUCUCUUUAUGUUUGAUAUUUUUAUUUAGUCAAUUUUCCCUUUCAAUUCUGUUCACCAAUUGUUGGUCUAACAGUAGCUACCAUAGCCUUAAAAACCAACACAAUUAUAGGACAAUUACUCAGCAACUCAAAAGAUGGUUUCCCUGCUAUUUACAGAAUCUGAAUUAUUGCAUUUAAUGAAUUAAAAGAAGAUUGUAUGAUAGGAAUACAAUAGAGUAUGAGCUUGGUUUCUUACUUGAUGUAAAUGGAAAACACAUUGUACACAGACUCAGAGGUUUUAAAUCCUGCUCCCUCAGGGUUUCAUUUGAAUAAAUGUGCUAAAAUAAA
Molecule: messenger RNA, 4406 nt
Organism: Esox lucius (northern pike)
Lineage: Eukaryota; Metazoa; Chordata; Actinopteri; Esociformes; Esocidae
Gene: plekho1b
Product: pleckstrin homology domain containing, family O member 1b
Exons: 7
Coding region: 416-1783 (455 amino acids)
Biological process (GO): regulation of myoblast fusion
Cellular component (GO): ruffle membrane; muscle cell projection membrane
Source: RefSeq, a predicted model, not a curated record